Molecule: messenger RNA, 574 nt
Organism: Papaver somniferum (opium poppy)
Lineage: Eukaryota; Viridiplantae; Streptophyta; Magnoliopsida; Ranunculales; Papaveraceae
Product: putative invertase inhibitor
Exons: 1
Coding region: 29-574 (181 amino acids)
Molecular function (GO): enzyme inhibitor activity
Source: RefSeq, a predicted model, not a curated record
UGUUCUUCAUUUGUAACCAAAAAGAAAAAUGAAGCUAUCUACUUUCUCUUUACUCUACCUCACUUUCUCAUAUCUGUUAUUUCUCUUUAUUUUCUCUCAUGGUGUCAAUGCUGCUGACAUAACUGAAUCUACGUGCAACAAGGCGGCGAAAAGCAGUCCAAAUGUAAAAUACCAUUACUGCUUGAGUUCUUUUAAAGCGAAUCCUAAUAGCCGAAAUGCCAACAUACAACAACUUGGAAUUAUUUCAACAGAAUUAGCAAAAUCGAAGGCAAAUUCCAUAAGUUCUAGUAUCAAAAGUUUGUUGGAGAAGAAUAAGAAUCGAGCUGAUAACAAAUACUUGCAGGAUUGCUUGGAAAUGUACUCAAGUGCUGUUUCGGAUUUAGAAAAGGUUGUCGAAGCUUUUAUUGCUAGAGAUUAUUUCAAAGCUAAUAUCCGAAUGAGUGCAGCUAUAGACGCUUCGACUAAUUGCGAGGAUGGGUUUAAAGAGACAGGUUUGGUUUCUCCGUUGACGAAGAUGAACGAUAGUUAUUUUCAAACAACUGCAAUCGCUCUUGCCAUUACUAACAUGGCCUGA